Drosophila eugracilis is the source of this 3918-nucleotide messenger RNA. RefSeq names its product serine proteinase stubble (gene Np). The coding region runs from base 145 to 3324 and encodes 1059 amino acids. Gene Ontology annotation, biological process: proteolysis; acrosome reaction. NCBI's taxonomy places the organism in Eukaryota, Metazoa, Arthropoda, Insecta, Diptera, Drosophilidae. Gene Ontology annotation, molecular function: serine-type endopeptidase activity. The transcript is spliced from 9 exons. The record is from RefSeq and is a predicted model, not a curated record.
CACUCGGCAGACGUGCGCAACUUGUCGCGCUCUUAACUUGGUCUUCCAGCUCGUCUUCCGUCUUCCGCGAGUGUGUGUGCGGGGACCAAAACGACUCCGUGUGCUAGUGUUAGUGAAAUAAUUGGCCUGACCCAAAGUCCCGAGAUGGGUGAACAACACACGGAUACAGACACCUAUACAUACACAGCAGCCAGGGCGGUAGAAGUCUCAGAUCUGACCCCCAACAAAAAUAGAGCAUCAGCGAUAACCCCAGCUAAGAUGCCACGCCCCAGCCUUGUCUUCAUCCUCCUCACACUGGUCAGUCUGAUGCUGCUGACGAUAGACGCCACUCCAGUCUUCGUGGAUAAUCCCAGCUUAGCACAGUUCCAAUCUGGUCGAAAUAUCCGUCAUCUGCCCUGCAUCGUUCGCAAAUCGGGACGUUCGGGAGUCUGUAUGUUUGCCAUCGAUUGCAUCAAGCAGAAUGGCACGCACCUGGGCACCUGCAUUGAUCGGUUUUACUUUGGCUCGUGCUGUGCCAUGAAGGAGGAAGCCUCCCUCUUCGCUCCAGAGAUCAACGACAAUAGCAUUGACCAGAACACCAUUUCCCACUUUGCCCACGAGUCCACCACGCUACCAACCAGCGCCCUCUUCAAGUUAACCACCGAAAGCAGCUUAUCCAGCAGUAGCAGUAGCAGCAGCAGCAGCAGUAGCAGUGGUAGCAGCACCACCCACCACCACACCACCAACGAGCUGCUCAAGAACGUCACCCAAUCCUACCUGAGCACUGCCAAGCCUGCACCUGUUCGCACCACUAGCAACAGUUCUCUCUUAACCACUCGCCGCCCACCGAUGGCACACACCACACACAAAAACUCACACUUCGUGGUUCGCACCACUCUAAAACCCAAUGUGGUUCCGACCACGACGUUGAAUCCAACUAUUAAGCCGCCACGCCGUCGCACCACAACCGCCAAACCGGUGCUGACAACCGCUGCGAUAGUGGAGCAGCGCAUUGAAACCACCUCUAUACCCACCAAGUUUGUGACUUUCCAAAUUGUGGAGACGACGACACCACCCGUGACAGAACCCACACAUCAGCAGGAGACUACAACAACAACGACCAGGCGGCACACAAGGCCAACGGGGAGUAGCUCAGUAGCCAGCAGGACAACCAGCAAAACAACAACAACAACUAGCACCACCACCACAACUACAACGGCUGCUCCACCCACAACAACAACAACAACAACAAAAGCACCAGUUACCACCCAAAGGCCCACACCACCGCUUCGAACCACCACAGCUAAGCCGCAUAAGACGCAUUCCAGCAGGAGGCCAACGCCUGCGAAAAAGCCUACAAAUGCGACAACAACCACCGCCAGUGGAACGCAAUCCACACGGAAGCCGGUAGACAGUCUAGCCAGUAGCAGCACCUCAGCGAAUGCCACCUCAGCCACAACUUUGCCAGCUCGCAGGCCAGUCAUUCAGACAAGCAGCAGCAGCAGCAGCAGCAGUAGUAGCAUCAGCACGUCGAGCUCAACAUCAACAACCAGUGUGUUCAAAGAUGAAGUAACGAAGAACCGGACCACCACAAGGUUGCCAGAGCGCACCACCCAAGCUCCGCGACCCAAACCAAAACCCACCGGGGAAAUUGUCAAAGUGCCUGCUCUGCUUGCUGAACCAACAACCACCCUGACAACAGAUUCAUCCAGCAGCACUAGUCCUUCAAAGUCGCCAGCAAGUAGCACCACUCCUUUGGUGACCAAAAGGAAGCCAACCACCACCACUGCAUCACCACCAACAACCACUACUACAUCCACCACAACGCCGAAACCUACGCGGAGAACCACAACAAAAGCUCCAACAACAACCACCACAAAGGCUACAACAACCACAACCAAGGCAACAACCAGCACCACAACAACAACUACUGCAAAGCCACUGCUCACCACCGAGGCACCCACCAUUGCACCCUUAACAACAACCACCAAAAAGACCGGCCUGAUCACAUGGACAGAUGUGGAGGCUGAGCCACCGACCAAUGCCAGCAUUUCAAACGAUUGGCAGCCAGCACCGCCUCCAAACUGGGUGGCACUAUCCACCCAAGCACCAGAGAUAACGAACAAAACAUCGGCAACAGCAGCACCACCCAGUUCCACCGACAAAGUGGUCAUCUCGGUGGCCACCAGCGUCAGUGAAGUGGAGACUCAUGGUCCUGGCAAGCCGCACAAGACCACAAAGCCACCGAUAUCCACUAUCCCAGCCAAGCCCACAACAAAGACAACAACAACAACCACGGCAGCACCAACAACAACAACAGAAAAAACCACAGAGGCACCAUCGAGCAGCAUAGAAUUAGCCUCAUCUACAUCAUCUUACACGGAUCUCAGCAGUGAGGUGGCAUCGAGCAGCAGCAGCAGCAGCAGCAGCAGCAGUGCUAGCACCACCAGCAGCCCAACAACCACAGCUGAAACCACCGAUUAUAGCGGCGAAGAACCGAACACAACGACCAUCGAGGCUACAGGCAGCACCACCGUGGCACCCGCCAAUGCAUUGGAGGGCGUCGAUUACAAGGAAGUCUGCGGUCGUCGCAUGUUCCCCGAGCCCAGGAUCGUUGGAGGAGCUAAUGCCGCCUUCGGACGCUGGCCCUGGCAGAUCUCACUGCGUCAGUGGCGUACCUCUACUUACCUUCACAAAUGCGGAGCUGCCCUGCUGAACGAGAACUGGGCAAUUACGGCUGCUCAUUGCGUGGACAAUGUGCCACCUUCUGAUCUCCUGCUGCGCCUGGGCGAAUACGAUCUGGCGGAGGAGGAAGAGCCCUACGGCUACCAGGAGCGACGUGUGCAGAUCGUCGCCUCGCAUCCUCAAUUCGAUCCUCGUACUUUCGAAUACGAUCUGGCUCUGCUGAGGUUCUAUGAGCCCGUGGUCUUCCAGCCCAACAUCAUCCCAGUUUGCGUGCCCGACAACGAUGAGAACUUUAUUGGCCAGACUGCCUUCGUCACCGGCUGGGGCCGCCUCUAUGAGGAUGGACCCCUGCCCAGUGUGCUGCAGGAGGUGGCCGUGCCCGUAAUCAAUAAUACCAUCUGCGAGUCCAUGUACCGCUCUGCGGGCUACAUCGAGCACAUACCGCACAUAUUUAUCUGCGCUGGGUGGAAGAAGGGCGGCUAUGACUCCUGCGAAGGCGAUUCCGGUGGCCCAAUGGUGCUACAAAGGGAGUCGGAUAAGCGAUUCCAGCUUGGAGGUGUUAUCUCAUGGGGUAUUGGUUGUGCGGAGGCCAACCAGCCGGGCGUUUACACCCGCAUCUCUGAGUUCCGGGACUGGAUCAACCAGAUUCUGCAGUUCUAAAUGCCGCAGAGGCCUGAUCCUUAGUGAAUGCCUAGCACGUCUUCCCCACAAAACGGCAUCGGAAUCCAACUGAAACUCGGACUCGUGCUCCGGUUAUGGAGAGAUCGGCGGAUCAGAUCAGCCAUAACCCGAGCAACGAUUCCAGUUGCCACCAUUUACCUCCACCUGCCCGCACAGCAACCACUGAACCAGAAACUGAUAUAGCACUUCCAUUGUCAUAAUCGUAAUCUUACACUUAGCGUUGCCUAGCCUAGCCUAGCCUAGCCUAGCCCUAAAAUCUAGUUAGUGAAUGUGAUUAACCAGAGAUCACUGUUGCAGUCACGGCUCAUGUAACGUAUUAAUCGAUUGGACUCCUAAUUUAUUCCCAUUUGCUGUACAUAAUUUUCUAAAUUAUUGCAUAACAUUUACACUUAGCUUUAGUCCUAAACAAUAUUAAUUAAGGGGACUCGACGGCGGUUGGGUCCUUUGGUAGGGCAUCAUUAUCACGUAAGUCGCUUCUAACCGAACCGAACCACGCGGCAGAAGCUAUUGUAAUUUUAUUUUAUAACGUACUGUAAUUAUUUAUUUAUAGCAGCUCAUGCACUACAAAAUUAA